AUGGGGAGUGGAGCCCAGUGGGAAGCCUGUGGCUGGGGGCUGGAAUGGUGGGGGCUGGCUGGUCACCAUGAGCUGUCCCUUAAGAAGGGUCAGAGGGUGCCCCCUCUCCCGUACCAGGAAGAGGAGACUGAUUCAUCACCAGAGAGAACUGUGCGCGCCCACCACCCGCACCCUCCGGGCCACACGGAAUCGAAGGCCAGACCCCGUCCUCGUGUGUUUAGUGAGGAGAGACCACGGAAAAGCUCCAGCCGGGAAGCCCGGGGAAAGCCAGUCGUCUACACCGGGAGCCAGGCCGCCUACACCUGCAGCCAGCCAGGCCGUCCAUACUCGCACCCCCAGGAGGUGGCAGAAAGGUGCUGCUCAGCCUUCAAGGCCUUCUGCUCUCCUGCUCGCUUCCCCACACCCCACGCGUGGCCGGAGCCUCAGUUUCCUCGUCUGUCCGCUCAACCCCAGGACUCGGACACGGGUUGGUCAGGGUUGGGGGGCGGCAUUUCGGGGCUUGGUAACGUCCCCCGCCCCGCCCCAGGGGACCGGACCUACCUGUCGCCUCCCCGCAGCCCGGCCUGCCCCGCCCACCGUCUCCGCCUAAGCCGGACGCCCCCUCUCUUCAACCCCGGACCGACGCCGACGAUGCCCGGGAGAGUUGGGGGAUCGCUACCCCCGGUGACCCGCUUCACCCUCCCAGGGGGGCACCCGCCCCUGCUCGCUGCCGCCUGUCCCCCCGACCCCCUUCACCCACCGCCCACGGGGGCGCCCUCUCCCGCCCCCUCCACAGGGACCCCCUUCCCCUCCCAACGACUCACCCCAAACACAGCGGACAGGCUGCCGCCCCCUUUCCUCCCUUGUCCCCCAGCCCCUCCCCCACCAGCAAACCUCCUGUCCAUCCCCCUGCCCAGGACAAGGCGGCCCCACUCCCGGCUGUCCCAGGACGCCGAGGCUCCUCCACUCUCCUCCCCUCCCCCACCCUGA
Messenger RNA from Cynocephalus volans (Philippine flying lemur), 969 nucleotides. RefSeq lists its product as uncharacterized. The transcript is spliced from 4 exons. Bases 1 to 969 code for a protein of 322 amino acids. The record is from RefSeq and is a predicted model, not a curated record. Lineage: Eukaryota; Metazoa; Chordata; Mammalia; Dermoptera; Cynocephalidae.